AUGGCGCCAGUCGACCUCGCGCAGCUCACAGUGCAGCUGCGCGCCCAGCUCAAGUCGUACCUCGCGCACAGCGCGGCCAUCGCAAGUGCUCUCGAGGACGCCAACUCGAUGCAGACGGACGUCGAGUCGGGCGUCCAGCCGCUCGAAGCGUGCCACGAGAAGCUUUCGUCGACGUACGAGCUCAUUCUCGAGCAGUCAGAGGCCGAGUUUCACGAGCUAGACGACUGUUUGAACUUGCUCGAGACGCUCGAGACGGCACAGAACGGCGCAGCAGCCGAAGCAGCCAAAGCUCGCGCUCCACCACCCAACAAGAAGCGCAAGACGGACGGCUCGUCUCGCGCAGGCUCUCCCGCAUCGUCCGCCGCCGCUUCUCCGAUGCCAACCUUUGCCGGCUCUCCUCCGAACCCUUCCACACCCCUUCCUCGACCAGUCGCCGCCGCAAAAGCACAACCUGUCUUGCCUUCCAAGUCGCCGGCGCAACAUCCCCUUCCUAUCGCUCCCGCACCGAAUCCGAAGAAGCCGACACCCAAGAACCGAAGAGACUCGCUCAACGCGCAGCUCCCGCUCAAGCCGGGCAGGCCCAUCGCGGUCAAGGAGUCGAAGAAAAACUCGACGACUGGCCAGCAACCCGACAACUACAUCCUUGGGCGGAUUGUUCAACAGUUGCAAGGCGACAAGAACAGAUACUCGGUUGAAGACGUCGACUACGACCCGUCGAACCCGACGCCGGAAGGAGGGAAAUGGAACACGACGCUCAAGUCGAUCAUCCCCUUACCCGAGAAAGGCGACGAGCGGACCUACCCCGACUACGACUUUACGCCGGGCAUGUACGUCUUGGCGUGCUAUCCCGAGACAACCUCUUUCUACCGCGCCAUCGUUCACUCCGGCCCUCACGCGACAUCGCUCGGUACCGGCAAGAAAAAGGAGACGCAGAAGAUCUACCGCCUCCAAUUCGACGACGACGAGGGCGCCCUCCGCGACGUCCCUAUUGAGCUCGUCUGCGAUCCGACGCCUCUGUAG
Molecule: messenger RNA, 1020 nt
Organism: Rhodotorula toruloides NP11
Lineage: Eukaryota; Fungi; Basidiomycota; Microbotryomycetes; Sporidiobolales; Sporidiobolaceae
Product: SAGA-associated factor 29-like protein
Exons: 6
Coding region: 1-1020 (339 amino acids)
Cellular component (GO): SAGA complex
Source: RefSeq, a predicted model, not a curated record